GCUUCCCAGGCUGGCCUCUCUCCCUUGGCCCCGCCCUUCAGACCCUGCCCUCUCCCCGGCCUCGGCCCCGCCCCCGUCACCCCAGGGGGCUGGAGAAGCCUCCCUGGCGUGCGGGCGGCCCUUGCAAGAGGCACAGGCUCGAAGCACCAACCUUACCUCUCAGCAUAAUUGGUUUGCCCUGCUGGGGAAAGGUGGGAUCCAUUGAACAGACCCUGACAGCCUUCCUGAGCACCGGAGGCUUCCGACGCGCCUUUGCAGACCCUCCCCAACCAGCAGCUUCUGUGAGUCUGGCCUGAUACCUGCCUUAUCUCCUCCCUGAAUGUGGUAGCUCCACCCCAGGCCUACAGCAUGCAGUCCCAGGAGAGUGGUGUUCACUACAGCAGGUGGGACAGCAGCAGCCGGGAUGAAGUCAGCAUGACCGCCAUGUCCAGCUCGGAAGAAGCCUCAUGCUAUAGGAGGAUCUCCCAGAAGCUGUGCUCUGGCAAGCUGGGGAUAGCCAUGAAGGUGCUGGGUGGAGUGGCCCUCUUCUGGAUCAUCUUCAUCCUGGGUUACAUCACUGGCUACUACGUGCACAAGUGCAAAUAAAUGCUGCCCCACUCCCAGCCCUGGGGAUUCCCUCCCAUGUACACAGGCCAUUUGUGCAGACACUCCUCCAUACAGACCCCAGGGCAUAUGAAGAUGCCAGUGUGCACUGUCAACAUGGCUCCCCAUCUCCAGUACACAGGGUAGACCCAAGACUGAAACCCCAGCCCAGGCAGCCACCAGCGAGAGUCACACAGGCUGGAGACUAGGCUAAGCUCCAGCUGAGCAGCAGGGAACCACCCCCACCCCCCACCCCCAGGUUGGGCUUUGUGCCCCGAUUCCUUUGGCCAGUGCUCCAUCUUCCCCAGCCUAGGCCCGUCCCUAGCUGAGGUUGGAAUGAGUGAUGGUCUGUGCAGGGGGGUGCUUGGCAGCCCUCAGGGGUGAGCUUCUCCCUGUGGGCAGGGCUCCUGGUCUUUUGGCCUUCCAGAUUCCUGGUUGUGCAGGAUGGGCCCUGAAUAACGACUGUGGCUCCUAUUUUUUCCAGGGCACACAGACAGGGCCUCAAAUCUUUCUGUGCAGGGCACAGGGGCUUACCACCUCAGGGAUGGCCCGGAGAGAAGCUGUGUGCCCUACCGGCUGCCUCCCCACCAGCCCCCACUCCUUAGAGACUGUAGACAAAUCACUGCUGAAGGAACAGUGGGUGACAGACUCUCUCCACUAGCACUGCCCAGCCAGGCAUGACUUGUUCCAGGCCUGACCCUCCUCCACAGCUCCUCCUGUUUGGCUCUGUCUUGGAAUGUGCCCCUCCUGACUGGGCCUUCUCCCAAGAACACAGAGACCCAAGGGUCAGGAUGUGGCUGGACCUGUUCCCUCCUUACUGGACCAUGUGAGGACAUGACGCUGAACAAGGGCACUGUGACUCGAUGGGGACUUUGGUCCCCUCUCCAGUGGCCCAUGUAGAACUUCUCUGGACCACACCUUGUUCCCAGUAUGCUGUGAAUUGGCGCAAGGCUGGCGGGCUGUGGCUAGAAAACUGUGAGGUCUGCACACUGACCUGAGAGGGUGGCAGGCACAGGGGCUGCUGCUAUCAGUGGCCAAAGGAAGGAGGCCAGAAGCCAACCCCUGCUUCUCCCUGGCCAGCGAGGCUGGUAUGGCUGGCCUCCUCAUCCUAAGAGGCUCCUGGUUAGGCCCGACCUAAGCUUCAGUGGUCCUUGUGUGGGAGAUUGCAGUAGAGCUACUCCAACUGACCUGGACCUCUGUAGUACAAGUCUAGACCCCAAGUCUAACAGACAACUCCACCCCCACCCCUCCACUCACAGGCUCCAAAUGAGGUAAGACGGUGGUGUGUUCUCCACCUCACCCGCACCCCCCAGUCCUGAGCUGCCGCAAGGCGGGCAUCGCAAGGCGGGCAUCGGGAGGAAGUCCCAGUGAAGGACCCCCUAAGGCCUAGUGGAGCUCUUGUCAAGAGGUCAUCUUUGGAGCAGGUGUGUAGCAAGACAGGGCAGACAUGGCUGAGCCAGGGACAUGGGUGCAGUAGAGAGGUGACAGGAAGGAGUAGUAUUUGAUGCAGGAGGCACCAUGUGGAAGGAAAGGAACGGGAGCACUGUCCUCAGGCGUCUCCUGUAGUCCCGGGCUGACAGUGAGGCGGGCUUCCAGCCACAUUCUGCACUCCACACUGGGUCAGGUGCUCCCAGCCCACUCCUGGCAGCUGCCCAGUAAUCUUGCGGAGCUGCUCAGUGAGCCCCAUGGUCAUGGACACCCUACCCUGGUGGGGGUUCGGGCUGCUCUCCCAUGUAUGAUGUCUGCUACACCUGAGGACUGGUGAACUGCAACACUGUCCUGGGAGACGCAUGUGCUAAGGCUGCUGAUGCAGAGAUGUCGUUACCAAGGGUUUUUAUUAGAACAAAGAGGCGUUCUGCUUGAAUCUGUAAAAACAGUUUCAAAAAUCUCAAUGAAUCUCACACCUGGGCUGGGCUGGGCUGGAGGGAACAGCAGGAACUGGGGGGAGACAGGGUGAGCACAGGAUAGCUCCACCCUAAACACUUAGUAGGUGAGUACUUGCCACAGCCACUCAAAGGGACCUGUGAGCAGCCGUGUCUCAUGGAGAACAGCUACCAGCGUUGUCCAGGGUCUGCCACGAGGAGCCUGGAGCUUCACUAGUUCUGACAGCUAACGGCUCUCGCACGGCCUUAGGAUGAAAGCCGCACGCAACCCCAAACAGGUGUUCUUUUACAGAAGGUAGAAAUGGUCCUUUAAGGUCAGAGGUCACCAACGAGAAGGUGUCGAGGGGGAAGGCUGAGGGUCUGGUUCUCUUCUCAGCCAGAUGGCAAGGCACGGGGCCACCAAGUCCUCUGUGCAGCUGCUGGGUCCUUAGGACCAGGCACUGUGGCUCGAGGGAUGGCAGCUGUGUGCUGGUACAGAUGCGUACACAUGCGGAGAUGGGAUGUGCGCAGUCAGGAUGCACAGAGAUGGGACAUGAAUAGUGGGACACGCUGACAUGGAGCCUGCAGGGCCAUGUGUGAGGCACAGUCCACGAAGCAUCUGUCUGACUACAAAGGACUACACGGACAUAGAUAACUUCCUUGGCCAAGGCGCAGAUGUGCCAACAACGACCAGCACUACAGUUCCAAGCACAGCCGUGGAAGGCAGAUGCUGCCCUGGGAGCAUGGCGGCAGCACGGUGCCUGGAAACAAGCUCUAAGAAGAUUACACUCACAACAUGAUGUUCUCAACUGUCUAUGCACAGCUGAUUUAAAAAAAAAUUCUAUUAACAUGUUGUAGAAAAAUAAAUACUGUUCAAUAGAAUGCCUGCGUUCAACCUGACUCUCCAGCACGGCCACAGGCCACAUGAUUCAGAACAUCCCCAGCAGUUACUGAGUGAUCCAUGAGGACAGGAGACAGGAGAGUCACAUUGGAGCUAU
Molecule: messenger RNA, 3442 nt
Organism: Mus musculus (house mouse)
Lineage: Eukaryota; Metazoa; Chordata; Mammalia; Rodentia; Muridae
Gene: Smim1
Product: small integral membrane protein 1
Exons: 4
Coding region: 349-585 (78 amino acids)
Cellular component (GO): cell surface; plasma membrane
Molecular function (GO): protein homodimerization activity
Source: RefSeq, marked validated